CCCUGUAGGGAGCCGAUGGGGCCUGGUGGUAUUAAAGCAAUGUCGCGGGCUUAUGACGUCCUCUUUCCCCGCUACCCGAGAGGAGGUUUUGAACUUUAAGUCCAACAUCCACUAAAAUCAACAAUGGCCGAGGAAGGCGUUGCCGCUGGAGGUGUCAUGGAUGUCAACACCGCUCUCCCUGAAGUGCUGAAGACCGCACUCAUCCACGAUGGCCUCGCCCGUGGGAUCCGUGAGGCUGCCAAGGCCUUGGACAAGCGUCAGGCCCAUCUCUGCGCACUUGCGGCCAACUGCGACGAGCCCAUGUACGUCAAGCUGGUGGAGGCCCUCUGCGCCGAGCAUCAGAUCAACCUGAUAAAGGUUGAUGACAACAAGAAACUCGGGGAGUGGGUCGGUCUGUGCAAGAUCGACCGUGAGGGCAAACCCCGCAAGGUGGUGGGCUGCAGCUGUGUCGUGGUCAAGGACUAUGGCAAGGAGUCUCAAGCCAAGGAUGUGAUUGAAGAAUACUUCAAAGGCAAGAAAUAAGGUGUCAAUAAAAUUUGGAAAUUAA
This is a messenger RNA of Dicentrarchus labrax (European seabass), 547 nucleotides long. It is a transcript of the gene rps12, whose product is annotated as ribosomal protein S12. Gene Ontology annotation, cellular component: ribosome; cytosolic small ribosomal subunit. The transcript has 6 exons. Gene Ontology annotation, molecular function: structural constituent of ribosome. Lineage: Eukaryota; Metazoa; Chordata; Actinopteri; Moronidae. The coding region runs from base 124 to 522 and encodes 132 amino acids. Gene Ontology annotation, biological process: translation. The record is from RefSeq and is a predicted model, not a curated record.